This is a messenger RNA of Dalotia coriaria, 3295 nucleotides long. RefSeq names its product golgin subfamily A member 1-like. NCBI's taxonomy places the organism in Eukaryota, Metazoa, Arthropoda, Insecta, Coleoptera, Staphylinidae. Bases 414 to 2357 code for a protein of 647 amino acids. The transcript has 6 exons. The record is from RefSeq and is a predicted model, not a curated record. Gene Ontology annotation, cellular component: Golgi apparatus.
UAUUGUAGCACACGUCUUACGUUAUUUAGCGCAAAAUGGCCAACAUUUAUUUGCAGUGCUCCCUCCUUAACGAAUUCAUUCAUUUUUGUCAACUGGCCCAGUUGACACAUUGACAGCUGUGAGUCAGUUGCAAAUCGUACAUUGCCGUCAUAAAUUUAUGUUCAUUCUGCAACGAAAUACUCAAUUAAUUGUUCUCGACGGUGUUAAUUGUUAACCCAAAUGUGCCACAUCGCCAGCGCCUGUUGACGUCGUUGUCGGCGCGGAUUUAUUUCCUUACAAUGCAGUUCUCCCCGUGUUGGCUACGGGUUGGCAGCUAUAAACAAUUAAUUCGCGUUUGAUAAGCGGAUAAUAUCUUAUCAGCGAAGUUGACUGCGACCACAACAUCUGGAUAACAAGUGCUAAAAACCACCAAUAUGUUCGCCUCGCUGAAGAACAAAAUUCGCGAAGAGACGGGCAGCGACUUGUCGAAACUGACCGCAAAAAUCACAUCUUCAACCGUGCAGCGAAUAGAUUCCCUCCGAGGUAAAGGCUCUACAUCCAGUUUAAACUCUUUGGUGUCUUCAGAUGGUCAAAAGGACGACGCCUCCGAGACGGGGCGGAACGACGAGGACCUCAAGAAGAAAGUACAGCGUCUAGAGGCCGAAUUUGUGAAGAAACUUGAUGAAAAAGACAAGGAACUGAAGGAAAUCUUGAAUGAAAAAGACAAGAGGAUAAGCAGUUUAGAGAAGGAAAAAGAAGAGGCUUAUAAACACAUACACAAUCUAAAGGAAUCUCUUAAAAACGUUGAAGAUUUCAAGCAAAAAUUAGUUGAAAGACAAGAAGAUAAAGAACAGAUUGAAAGUUUUCAAACACAAGAGUUGUCCAAAGUGAAACAUCUAGUAUUAUUAAGAGAGCAAGAGCUUGAAGACAGGUCAAAUCAGCUAAAAGAAGCCACGCAGCAAUUGGAAAAAAUCCGAAGUGAAGUGAAUAGACUGCGACGUUUCGAAGAGCAACUGAGUGAUGUACAAGACGAUUUGGAGAGUCUGCGACACUCGAGCGCCAGAGACAUGGCCACGCUGGCGUCCGAUUUGGCGAAAAGCGAGGAAGAGCGCAGACAUUUGACCGAUCUAGUUGCCAUUUUACGUGAGAGGAGUAGCUCUGAUAAUUCUGAUGAACAGUUUGCUGCUGAGAGGAAACUUCUCGAGCAGCGAUUGGAAGAGGCGCAUUUACACCUGGCUGAUAUUAAAACAUCCUGGAGCGAUAAAAUUGCAUCGUUAGAAACACAAGUGGGGAGGUUGAGUCGACAAGCGGCUGAAGAAGGAUCGGAACGAAGACGUGCCGUGGAUGAGAAAGAUGUUUUAUUAGAGCGCGUACGUCAAUUAGAAUGUGAAUUGGAGUGCAAUAAUCUGGAGCUGAAUAACAAAGACGCGAAAAUGAAGCGGUUGAUAAUGGAGAUUGAAGAAUUGUCGACGGAGUUGAAGAAUUUGCGGUCAGAGUCCGAGGAAGAGGUGGCUUUUUUGCGCGUGCAAAUCCAAAACACCAAAAUCGAAAUGAAGGCAGUGAAGAAAAACUUGGAGAACACCGAGUGUGAGUUGGAGAAACAUGAAGAUGAGUGCAGUAAACUUCGAUUGUCUGUGGAUUCCGAACAUCAAACGAAUAGCUCCCUGCGGCAGGUGAUUACUAAUUUGGAGAAGGACCUAGAUGAGGAGAAGAGGAAUAGUUUGAAUGUACAACGCACGUUGACGAGGGUAACGGCUGAGAAGAACACUGCAUUGUUGAGGAAUGCUGAAAUAUCUCAACAGAUGGAAAUUGCUAAGCAAGAGACGCGGCGACAGGAAAGCGAAAUGAAUGAUUUGCUAAAUAAAAUUAACCAAUUAGAAGAUGAUAAUAAUAAAUACAAAGAGAAGGAAACCAAGGGCGUGGAGCAAGAACUACGCAACACGGUGACGAUUUUAGAAGAACAGUUAGCUGAUAAAAAUAAGAAUAUAAAGACACUUCAAUUACGCCUAGCGGACAUGAAGAAAACGCUACAACAAGAACUGCGCACCACGAAUCACUCCAGCGCAUUCUUCGACAGCAACGAGUCAGCGGCAAUUCUAACUCCUAGUCAAAUUACAACGCGUAAUCACCAAUAUACAGGACUGCGCAAGGACGACGACGACGUAAACUUCACAUACCUCAAGCACGUUAUCAUCAAGUUUCUCACCAGCCGUGAGUACGAGGCGCAGCAUUUAACCCGCGCCGUCGCCACGCUGCUGAAGUUUUCGCCCGAAGAGGAGAAGCUGCUCAAUGACACGCUGGAGUGGAAAAUGUCGUGGUUCGGCUCGCGGCCGAAAGUCGGUAAGGGUCAAACGUCCAAAGGCUUGCCACGCAGCUGAUGGUUACUCUAAUAAUUACAUGAAUGAAUUGAAAUACUUGCACUCUCUCUGAUUCGGAAUCAAUUCGGCCAAAGACACAUCACGCAAAUGAUGGGAUUUACAUUCGAGAAUAAUUUUUACUCAUGCAGCUUUGUUUUCAGAUGGUAAAUAAUCUAGUAGGGCGAGGAAUCUAGAUGAAUAGUACCUUGUACCGAGAGGGGCCGGAUGCCAUGCCGCAGGUUUGUUUCUCAGAGAAUAUCUAACAUUUACAUAAUAGAAAAUUGACGAAUUGACGAAUUACGGAUGAUAAAAUUGGUAAUGGUUGAUGAGAUUUUAACGAAACCUUGGUGAUGCGGGUCCCCUCUCUGAUUUCCACUUUUCUACCACAUUUUUAAAACGUACGAUACAGUUUAGCAAGUUCUCAAUAUGACUGGGAUGCUUGUGAGACACGUCACAAUUCCAUAUUCCUAAAAUUGGGUACGAACAUUCCUGAAAAUUCAAUUCAAAUCGUUUGUAAUAGUAUUAAAGCUCUAGACGAACCCAUGUAGUUGAUUCCAACUGUUUCCUACGAAUUGUUACUAGGUAUUUUCGGUUUUUUUAACUUUUAUCAAGUAUAUACUUGUAUUUUUAUAGCGCGUCAAAUGAGUAAGCAGAUUUUGCAUCUAAUUAAGUUCAUCUAGUUUGUACAUACUUUUGUUUUCGACCUUCUGGGCAAUAUUUGUACAUACAGUUAUGUUAAGACGACAAUGCUAGAGUCGUGAGUUUUUCGUUUGACUAGUUGUGGUGUUCUAAAUUCAAUUAACCGAAUUUGUAAUCACGUGAAACUGCCAAUUAAUAAGUUGUAAACAUAAUGCCGUCGGUUUUGGCUAGAGUUUCAUUUUCACGAUGAUUAUGAUUGCUAUCUUGUUGUCUAUUUAUUAUAUUUAUUUUCGAAAAUAAAUGCAAAAUGUGUAACGAAA